CAAAAGAGUUUUCCUCAAAAUCAGUUAACAUUCGCAUUAGCCACAAUAAUUAUGAGCGGAGCCACAACUCGAACUGGUCUAGUGCCAACACCCAAAAGACAUGUGAAAUAUGUUAAAAAGCGGAAACAUCUCCAUGGCGAUGACCUGCGAAUGCCACUUAAAUUUGAGGCAACGCCUAUGCCUCUGUCCCUACGGCCAUUUGGUGGACUGUUCAAUCCCUUUGCCAAGGGAUGCUCAGUGCUGUGCAACCACCCGGCGCCAUCAGCUGUAAAGGAUGUCAUCCAUCAGCUGAAAACCUCAUUGGCCAUUGAGGGCAAAAAUGCACAGCAGCAGCUGCAGCAAGGCAGAGAAAGGGAUAAGGACAAGGAUCAACAAGACUUGGAGGAUCCGCAUCAUCAGCACCAUGAGACGGACAAUAUUCCCGAAGAUCUGUUUCGUCGUUAUGCCGAAACCGACUCUCGCCCCAUGACCCCAACUCCGACAGUGACCAGCAUACAUACGAGGACCAGUGCUGGAUCGUUUUAUCGUCGUUGCAUUACCCCCGAAUGGGGUAAACAUGAGAAUAUCAAGAGAAAGAAAAUUAUACUAGAUCUGCGGCGAUCUCAUUCCCAGGAGACUUUGUACUGGAAGCCCAGUUCGGAAUUGACCCAAAGUGGCAUAGAGGAGGAUAAGAAACCCAAGAGCGCUGGCGCCAAUGAGGAUAAAAAGCCACGGCGACAACCGUCGAGUGAACAGCGACCGAAGUCAUCGCUGGGAACAGCAACCCUAACGCCUGCUGGCGUUGGUGUAGCCGGCGGAGAUCAGGGCAUUGAACUGGAAUCGAAAGUAAGGACCACCACCUGCAUCAAUGAGCACGAGUUGAGCGAUGAUGAUGUGAGAAGAGGCAAGAAACGAAAGAAACUAAAACCGGCCCAAGCCACAACCACAUUUCAUUUGAGCGAGGAUCCAGAGACUCAAGUGGCCGCUUUGGGCCCAGAUUCACUUAAUCCCAGCACCAGGCCCAGUCUAAUACCCAAUGCGGCUAGCUUGCUGCCCAAGGAUAAGCGAGAGAGUGAGCGGGAACCCAUAUUGCUCAAGGGUAGCUUUCUUACCGAUGAGGCCUUUCAGGCUCUGAAGACUGAUUUGGAUGUGGAUCUAAUAGAGAAUACUUUCGGCAGAUAUCUAAAUCGUGCUCUCAAAGAGGCCAUCAAGUAUAUGCCACCAAAACAGAAAACCAAUCCAAAGCCCAUCGAGGAUAAGUCGUCUACACCGUCGACAAAUCAAACAUCAAAAAUGCCCAGAAAAUUCUCGAAAUCGGCCACCCGCUUCGAUGUGCCAAUGGAUCUAACUAUGCUUAAGACCAUGACCCCUUGGGAUUACCUAAGCAGGUAUGUUUGGGUAUCGCAGCAACGUAAGCAGCUCUAUAAACGUGUCUUCCUCAAGUAUUUGAGUCGUUGUGAGGAACCCGAGAGUGAAUUGGUGGCCGGCGAUGAUUUAAACAAUCUGCAAGAAUAUCGAUAUAACGAACGUACUCUGAUUUGGCAACACUUGCCGCAGGCUCUCGAGGAUGUGUUGGAGUUUCAUGGCACAGAGACGAAUGUCCAGAAUGCCUUAACCAUGUUGGGCUAUGAUCCAGCUGCGUCCAAUGAAGUUGUGGACUUUCGCUUGUGGUGCGGCAUUGUGUCAUUUGCGGAGCGUUUAGUUCUGGUCAAUGAGUGUCAGGAUAACGAUGAUGAGGACGAUUCCUGCGAUGACUUGGAGAAGGCGGACUUUAAUAGCAUGGAACGGAUAGCGGCUGAUUAUCAAGUUCCAGAUUUAUUGCGAGAGAUGUUUAAAGUAAUACGUCAAACGCAUAAGUUAUAUUAUUAAAAUAAAAUGUUCGAUUUCUCCUUGAUUUUCCUAGACUUCACAAUGUAAAUCUUACAUCGAUCUGGUUAAAGGACAUAAAAAUUGUCCUAACAAUGGCUGAGUUAUAGCUAAAUUUGUGCACUUGUAAUUACU
Molecule: messenger RNA, 1980 nt
Organism: Drosophila willistoni
Lineage: Eukaryota; Metazoa; Arthropoda; Insecta; Diptera; Drosophilidae
Exons: 5
Coding region: 52-1848 (598 amino acids)
Source: RefSeq, a predicted model, not a curated record